GAGGCAGGCGGAAACCAAUUUCGGUGCGUUGGAGUUUAGAUGCCUCUGGUCGGAUUGCUGACCAGCCCUUCUUGAUGGUGCCGCCGUUAUCAGACUCGGUGGCAGCGUCGUCGUUCCAGAUGCACGAGGUGUUCACCGGGUACAGGCAAUCCGGCGACCUCGCCUCCAAACGUCGCGUGCGCGAGGCGAUCAACGCCGCUCUCACCAGUCUGCCUGACUGGCCCCCACAGACAUACUAGCAACGGCUGGCGGAUGUCUUUUUUGCGGUGUCAAGUCAGUGUGUGUAUGUGUGUGUUACUUCCUUGCGGUCGGACCUGGGAUAGGCUGUUUUUGCUGUACUACAUUGCUGUAUCAUGACCGACAAUCAGUGUAACUUUGGGAUUUCUGGCGUGUUCGGGGGUGAAUUGCUCGUUGCUGGUGACGGAGAGCGACCCGCAAGAGUGAUCCUAGAUUGCACUGACGAUGUCGCCUGCUGACUUCAGUCAAUCUUACUGCAUUACUCGGCCAUCAUGCACCUUUACUAAGAGGAGGAAGAAGGCAUGCGCUAAAUCUCACAUCUCACUCAACACCUUUAUACGACACCAACGGAUACACAAGUUUGAGACGGCAGUUCGAUGGCAUCUACGCAUGAUCCUUUGAACUGCGGCUGAGGGAUUUCUUGCAUCACAAGCUCCUGCGCGGGCUCGCUCGUCGAGAACAACUGAGUAGAUCUCUGGGAUCGCAACAUCUGAGCGAAGAGACGGCGAGUAAAUUCCACUCGACUGCGAGCCAGUAGACAGCGAGCGAGCAGACAGAAGGUGGGCGGCGAGCAGUGAUGGAGC
This is a messenger RNA of Fomitopsis serialis, 821 nucleotides long. RefSeq lists its product as uncharacterized. Bases 463 to 639 code for a protein of 58 amino acids. Lineage: Eukaryota; Fungi; Basidiomycota; Agaricomycetes; Polyporales; Fomitopsidaceae. The transcript has 3 exons. The record is from RefSeq and is a predicted model, not a curated record.